AUGGCUGCGUUGUCGUCGUUGUGUGGCCUGGGCGCUUGGCCUGGAUCCUUGAGGCACUGGGUCCUAACCUGUUUUGUGACACUACUGUUGCUGCCUCCGCCUUCAAACUUAGGUGAUAAAGAGGACCACGACCAGCCAGUUUGUGGCAAGCCCUGGUGGCCAGACAACUUGGAGAAGAGCCGCCAUUGGCCCUGGGAAGUGAGCCUUCGCAUACAGAACAAGCACGUGUGUGGAGGGGCCCUCAUUGAUAUCAACUGGGUAGUCUCUGCAGCUCACUGCAUCCAGGGUAACAAAGAAUACUCAGUGAUGCUGGGUAGCAGCAAGCUGCAGCCCGAGGGCUCUUCCAGGGCCCUGAAGAUUCCCGUGGCGGACAUCAUUGUGCAUCCCAAGUACUGGGGCCGGAACUUCAUCAGAAGUGACAUUGCCCUUCUCCGUCUCGAAUCCCCUGUCACCUUCAACAAGCACAUGCAGCCCAUCUGUCUCCCAGAGCAAGGCUUCAGCUUGAAGGCUGGGACUCAGUGCUGGGUGACUGGCUGGGGCAAGACUAAGCAGCACUCCUCAGACAACUUGACACUGACUCCAGAGCUUCGGGAGGCCGAGGUCUUCAUUUUGGACAACAAGAAGUGUGACCAUAUUUUCCACAAGACGUCCUUCUAUCCCCAAGUUAUCCCUCUUAUCCGGAGUAACAUGCUGUGUGCCACCAAUUAUGGAGAGAAUGCAUGUUAUGGAGACCCUGGGGGUCCAUUGGCUUGUGAAAUUGACGGAAGAUGGAUUCUGGCCGGGGUGUUAUCGUGGGAGAAGGCCUGCAUCAAGCCUCAGAAUCCAGCUGUAUACACUCGCCUCACCAAAUAUACUAGAUGGAUUAAGGAGGAAGUGAACCACGUGGCACCGCCAGCGCUGUGCCAGGCCUCCUGCCUCCUAUCCCUGUUCUGGCUGCUGCAGCUCCCAGCAGGCCUGUGA
Messenger RNA from Microtus ochrogaster (prairie vole), 960 nucleotides. RefSeq names its product Putative serine protease 45 (gene Prss45). The record is from RefSeq and is a predicted model, not a curated record. Lineage: Eukaryota; Metazoa; Chordata; Mammalia; Rodentia; Cricetidae. Gene Ontology annotation, molecular function: serine-type endopeptidase activity. Gene Ontology annotation, biological process: proteolysis.